GUUUUCGAUUGUCAAGUUUUAUGACUGUUCUCCCCCAUGGCCCGACUGAUUGGACUGGCUGGGCAGCGCUUCGCCGAAGAAGUUUCCUGACGUGAUUCGCGGCCUUGCAAUGUGCAGAGGUGCCGGCAUGGGCGUGGGCGUGUUUUGUAGAAACAGAAUACAGUGUUGUCCGGUCUCGCCCCCAUGUCCCACCGUAUCCCUCCCCCGCAUUGGGGCUCAAGGGGACAUUCACCCGAGCCUCCCUCCCGCCUUCCUUGUCAUCCCUCUUAUCCUUGUACUCCCCCCCCGAAUGAGCUUCCGCUCGAACCCGCUCUGCCUCAGACGAGCGGUUGUUGCUCGAGGUGCUCGAGGUGGACGUUGGGAGCGCGAGAGCGAUGGCUGACGCUCUGGAGAGCAUCCGCCGGUCGGGCCGCUACCUGAGGCACGAUUGGACCGUCAGAGUGAACCCCGACGCGGUGUUCUUGCCUGGCCGGCUGAAGCACCGACUCCGGGCCCUGCACCCACCUGCAGGAGAGGCCGUGUACAUUCAGAGUUGGGAGCGUCUCUCCCAGUUCGGCGCUGCUCUGACCGUGUUCAACACGCAGGCACUUGAGGUCUACUUCGAGCGCGGUUCGGUCUGCGCUCGGCGCAUUUCGCGCCAAAGCGGGAAGGACACGUUCGUGAGGGAGUGCCUGGACUCGCUGGGCGCCCUCGAGUUGGUGGACGCCGCGCUGGUCCUGAGCAGUUCGCCCCUGGGGGCUCACGCCUGCAAGCACAACAAGACUUGCGAGUUCGACCACGUCGACACCUCUGUUUGCGCGGACAUUCGGCCUGUCGCGUUCAGUGCCUACAAGGAGGAGGCUUGGGACCGCUGCUUGGCCGUCGCCAUGGCGGGUUUGGUCUCUCGUGCAUGAUGGCAUAGACGCCCCCCACGCCUGCACGCGGGAUCCGGUCCACGCCGUGAGCACGCCCAAGCGCGCAGCGCGGCUUUCGAUCUCCCCCUCAAUUCGAGCGCGCUUCCCCGUGCAGGCAGGCGCCCCAUUCGGGCUCCAGCUGCGUGGGCGAAGCCGGAAUCUCGGCGGUCGGCCAGGAGUGCACGUCUCGCCGAUGAAUUUGGCGCGCGUCUCCCGCCAGCUUCCGCGGCCGAGGGGGCCCUCGGGCCCUCCUGCCGGGAGAUCGCCGUCGGGCUCGCGCGAGCGCGCGACGAGGCGCUGCCUCGCGGUCCGCUCGCCAAGUUGAUGAAGCCUCGUCUCUCUCUCUCUCUCUGCCCGCUCGGCGGGCGGAAUGCUCAGGGGGGCGGAGGCGGCGCGAAAGAA
Messenger RNA from Prorocentrum cordatum, 1295 nucleotides. The record is from the annotation of a GenBank genome assembly. Lineage: Eukaryota; Dinophyceae; Prorocentrales; Prorocentraceae.